AUGAUGAUAAGUUUAAAAGCAGUGUUGGGAAUCUGCUUCUUCGGAAGCAUUUUUGGUUCCAGUUCAGCGGAAGAUCAAGCGUAUCCCAUCUUAAAGCCAGCACCGGAGGAAGUGUUGUUCCGUGUGUCUGAACCAUUUUUAUUGGAGUGUGUUACGGAGUACCCAGAUGGACAUACCACAUUUGAAUGGCACAAAAAUGGCCAGCCAUUGAAAGAUGUAAACGCUGUCCAGCGUCCCAACGAAGGCAGCUUAGUCUUCCUCAAGCCCACACCAGAGACCGCCGGUCGCUACCAAUGCUUUGCUUCAACAGCUUACGGGACCGCCAGUACAAGAGUUAUAAAUGUGAAUCAAGCAUACAUAAAGAAUGAAGCUCCGGUUAUCCAAUACGUCAAAGCUGUUGAGGGCAAGCCGUUUAAAUUGAAUUGCGACGCGUCGAACUCCUACCCGAAGCCCGAGAUAUCUUGGAGACUUAUAUCAAUCUUCGACCCGUUGAUUUCGACUGAAGUUUCCGAUGUAAGGAUGACGUUCGCACCCGAAGGCACAUUAUAUAUAACGAGUGUCGAAAAGGAAGAUGCAAACAAGAACUUCAAGUAUGUAUGUCUGGCGCGAACGCCGGCCUCUCCGAAUAAAGAUGUUCCUAUCGCGGAAUAUGUUAUACAGGAAGUAACACCCAACAAGGGCGAGAGUGAAAUUGUUGAACUUUACACUAGCAAGGAUAUGACCGUGAAAGUCGGGGACCGUGUAUUUAUUCACUGCAUCUUUGGCGGCAACCCUCUACCAAUGCAGGACUAUUACAAAGACGGCAAAGAUAGUAAUGGACUGCCUAAAUCUCGCGUGACCCCAUACAACCGAAGCAAGGGGAAACGCCUCCUCAUUCGCGACACAUGGUUAACAGAUGCCGGAACUUAUCUUUGCGUAUCACACAACAAUGUUAGCGCAUCGAAAGAACACAGUAUGAAACUGAAUGUCGUGGCUGCCCCUCACCCUGAAGUCAUUCCAUCCGGGGAAGUAAAAGCCACUGGGGAAAAAGUUACCAUCCCAUGCAAUGCAACAGGUUUUCCAGCUCCGAAAAUAUCUUGGACAUUCAACUCUAAGCCCAUAUCUUCAUCUGAGCAUAUAAAGAUUGUAACUUCAACAGCCGGGAAUAGUACCACUUCUGAACUGUCAAUUGUCGGGCUGAAGCAGAGUGACACAGGCUACUACGGAUGUAAAGUUGAAAAUGAGCAUGGAGGUCUAUAUGGAGAGGUCCUAUAUGUGUUUGGUGGUCAGUCACCAAAAAAAUAA
Messenger RNA from Pieris macdunnoughi, 1284 nucleotides. NCBI's taxonomy places the organism in Eukaryota, Metazoa, Arthropoda, Insecta, Lepidoptera, Pieridae. The record is from the annotation of a GenBank genome assembly.